UGAGAGCCUGGGAUUCCCCGAGCUCUACGCCCAUCGUUUACCCUCCGGCGUCACGAGCUCUCCGGCGAACAAUGGCGUUCGAGAAGAUCAAGGUCGCCAACCCGAUUGUAGAGAUGGAUGGGGAUGAAAUGACCAGAGUUUUCUGGAAAUCAAUCAAAGAGAAGCUUAUCUUCCCCUUCUUGGAUUUGGAUAUUAAGUACUUCGACUUGGGUCUCCCUCAUCGUGAUGCUACAGAUGAUAAGGUCACAGUUGAAAGUGCAGAAGCUACACUAAAAUAUAACGUGGCAAUCAAAUGCGCAACAAUAACUCCUGAUGAAGCUCGCGUUAAGGAGUUCAACCUGAAAACUAUGUGGAAAAGUCCAAAUGGGACAAUCAGGAACAUUUUGAAUGGGACUGUGUUCAGAGAGCCAAUUAUUUGCAAAAAUGUUCCUCGGCUUGUUCCAGGGUGGACAAAACCUAUAUGCGUUGGAAGACAUGCUUUUGGUGAUCAGUACCGAGCAACCGAUACGGUUAUUAAAGGCCCCGGCAAGCUCAAAUUGGUAUUUGAGGGGAAAGAAGAGACUGUGAAUCUAGAGGUGUUCAACUUUACUGGUGCGGGAGGAGUAGCCUUGUCAAUGUAUAACACUGAUGAGUCAAUUCGGUCAUUUGCCGAGGCAUCAAUGAACACUGCUUAUCAGAAGAAGUGGCCACUUUAUCUCAGCACUAAAAACACAAUUCUUAAGAAAUAUGAUGGAAGAUUUAAAGACAUCUUUCAAGAAGUGUAUGAAACUGAGUGGAAAGCCAAGUUCGAGGCUGCUGGAAUAUGGUAUGAGCAUAGACUUAUUGAUGAUAUGGUUGCCUAUGCGCUUAAGAGUGAAGGUGGUUAUGUCUGGGCAUGCAAGAACUACGAUGGUGAUGUGCAGAGUGAUUUCUUAGCUCAAGGUUUUGGAUCGCUCGGAUUGAUGACAUCAGUACUGGUUUGCCCUGAUGGAAAAACUAUUGAAGCUGAGGCUGCACACGGCACCGUCACUAGACACUACCGGGUACACCAGAAGGGUGGUGAAACCAGUACAAACAGUAUUGCAUCAAUCUUUGCUUGGUCAAGAGGGCUUGCACACAGGGCAAAGCUGGAUAGCAAUGCUAAACUGCUUGAUUUCACUAAAAAACUAGAAGCUGCUUGCAUUGGAUGUGUGGAAGCUGGGAAGAUGACCAAAGAUCUUGCCCUUCUCAUUCAUGGACCCAAGGUAUCCAGAGACCAGUACUUGAACACUGAGGAGUUCAUUGAUGCUGUUGCAGGAGAGCUGAGAGCAAGACUCUCAACUAUUACUUCAAAGUUGUAAAUCCUUUCUCACUCCCACAAACUGUGGGCUGAAUAAUGUGCAUCUGCAGAUAACUAUGAAGAAGUUUGGAGUCCCAGAUCAAAAUCAAAUAACAGAGAGGCUUUUAAGAGUCACUCAAACCAUGUUUGUUUACAGAAUCACAGUGAUAGAUUCCAACCAUGAAGGUUAAUUUUUUCAUAUAUAUAUAUAUAUAUAUAUAUUAAACCA
Molecule: messenger RNA, 1526 nt
Organism: Dioscorea cayenensis subsp. rotundata (Guinea yam)
Lineage: Eukaryota; Viridiplantae; Streptophyta; Magnoliopsida; Dioscoreales; Dioscoreaceae
Product: isocitrate dehydrogenase [NADP]-like
Exons: 16
Coding region: 72-1319 (415 amino acids)
Biological process (GO): isocitrate metabolic process
Cellular component (GO): mitochondrion
Molecular function (GO): magnesium ion binding; isocitrate dehydrogenase (NADP+) activity; NAD binding
Source: RefSeq, a predicted model, not a curated record